Candoia aspera is the source of this 14550-nucleotide messenger RNA. It is a transcript of the gene DNAH14, whose product is annotated as dynein axonemal heavy chain 14. NCBI's taxonomy places the organism in Eukaryota, Metazoa, Chordata, Lepidosauria, Squamata, Candoiidae. The transcript is spliced from 89 exons. The record is from RefSeq and is a predicted model, not a curated record. Gene Ontology annotation, biological process: microtubule-based movement. Gene Ontology annotation, molecular function: dynein light intermediate chain binding; ATP binding; minus-end-directed microtubule motor activity. Gene Ontology annotation, cellular component: dynein complex.
GAAGGUGGGAGGCGGGCGCGAGGCGCUUUUCUGCUGUUGGAAUAACGGUCUCCCUCGCCGGCGGCGGCGGCGAAGCAAGUGGGACCAACGGUCUGGCGGAGAACACGAAUCAAAAAUACGAGGCCAAGAUGGAUGAGAAAACAAGAUUUCAACAAAAACCUCUGAUUUCCCAUCUCGAACAUGGACCAAAAGACACCAGAAUAGCACAUAUGGAGAAAGGAAAAUUUGUCAAGCCUGAACAAGCUUCCAGUACUGAAGAAAAUGAGAACCCACCCGCAUUCCCAGGUAAAUUUGCCUCUGAUCUUCGCACAGCUGUUUACAGAGCAGAUACUGCAAGAAAGCAGAAAAUAAAAACAGAAGGAAAAAUGGGUUUUGAAUAUAUUUUCUCAAGAAUACAUAAGGACAGAGCAAAAUUAAUUGUUGAUCAACAUGCUGAAAUGAUGUGGUGGCCUCAGCGCAGGAGUUUGGAAGAUUUUAAGUUGAAAAAAAUGAGCAGAGAAAAACUUCCUAUAAUUGCUUCUCAAGAAAAGUCUGAUUAUAUUAUUAGUGAUACUUCUGUUGAAAAUGAAGGAAACACAGACAAUGUGAAUUAUCCUGAUGCAGGACACAAGUUAUUUAGGAGGAAUGACUUUUCCACAAAUGAUAAUGAAAAGACAGAGAGUCAAAGUGUUUCAGCACAGUUAAGUUGCCAUACAAGGACUUGCAUGAAAUUUCAGUUUGGUGGUGGUCACAAACCUUUCAAGGGGAAAAAGUCUCCUUCAUAUGAUAAAACUGAUCCCAUUAAUGAUGAUGUGGUCUUGCAUAUUUUGAGACUCAGAGAUAAACUUAGGUGGCAGACAUCAUUACCACCUUGUGAAUUUAUUAAAUCAGAAGAUCUGGCUAAAUUUCGGAAGAUCCCAUUACCGGAUGAUUCAUUAAAGAAAGAUGAUGGAGAAUAUGUAUAUUGUCUUAUAAGAAGUAGGGAUGACCCUAAAGCAGCCUACAAUCCAUACGAUCUUCAAGUAGUCUCUGCAAAUAUGGCUAGACAAAGUAAAGAAUAUUGGACUGUUACUGCCUCAUAUGUAUCCAAGUUCACUUCAGAGUGUGGAAAACAAGAAAUGGAAAUGAUUCCAGUAAUGGAAUGGUUAUAUGAAAGGCAACUUUAUAAUGUGUUACAAAACAUGGAUUUAUAUUUUAAUUUCAGAAAAAAGAAAUAUUUUAUCCACUGGAAAAAUAAUGUUAAGAGUUCAAUAAUGAAGAGAAGCCAAAUGGUAUUGUAUAAACAACUAUUCUUUGCUGAUGAGAUAUUGCAAAGUUGUUUGCUGUAUUUCCAAGCCUUGUGUGUGGAUGUGAGUAACCCAGAGAAGCCCAGAUCAUCUGAAAACACAACUAUAAAUUUCAUAAAGAUAAAUACAUCCUAUACAUACACGUUGGAUGAAUUUUGUGAGGAACAGUAUCAACAGAGUCAACAUGCUUUAUCUCAACUCCAAGCUUUUAAGGAUAAAGUAAUCAAAGUAAUUCAGACCUGCUUCUUAAAGGUGGCAGAAAUGAACGGAGCAGAAUUUUUUUUUCAGCAUUCACUAUAUGAUAACAAAGAGAGACCAAAAUACUUUGAGAUAGCUGGAUGGCAGCACAUUAUGGAACGUUUUUCUAAGUUUCUUCAGCUUAUAGAUAGAAUCUUUCAAGAAUUUCUUCGCAGAUUGGUAAAGAAUGCCAUAAAUAUUCUUUUGGAGAUAUUUAAAGGUUCCAGUAGUAUGACCAUUUCAAAAAAGAAGACAAACGAAAGCCUUGUGAGAGCAUAUAAAGACACAAUUGAGAGAGCAUUUUACAUGUUAGCUGAAAAUAAAUGCCUGUGGGUAUAUGAAAAUGAGCAAUUUGAAGAUACUCAGAAAUCAUUGCACCGUUCAAAGGAAUCUGAAAUACAACGUGAAAUUGUUACUGUCAGUGAUAUAGACAAGAUACUAGAAGAAGUGAAAAAGCAACUAAAAGGAGAAGAAGAAUACUAUCCAAUAUUUGAAAUAAAUAUUUGUCUGAGAAUUCCUUAUGAACAGGAGUAUCGUAGAAAAUUUUACCAGGAUGAUGAUGAUUAUAUUUCAGAACCUUCAUUAGACUCUUUGAAAGAAACAUUACACUAUAAUGAAGUUUUGAAAAGCUCAUCUGAACACAAUAGCAAGAAUAUACAUGAAGAACAAUCAGAAAAUACCACACAAGUUUUGGGUAACUUCAGGAAUGAAGAAAAAAGGAAGCUGUUGGGAAAAGAGGCCACCUCUGAUUCAAAGAACGAACCACUCGUAUAUGAGAGAUCUGUACAGUUCUCUACAGAUGUAUACCUGGUUCCUAACAGAAGAACAUUUUCAAUAAAAUUACAAGGGAUUUUAGAUGGAUUAGAAAACCUCAUUAAUCAAAUUGUACCAUUUUCGCAAGAUUCUCAGCUUUCUGUCUUCAUUGAUCAGUCUUUACAUAAAACAAUGCAGCCAUAUGAAGAUUACACAGAUUUUGAUUCAGGACAUUAUCAAUCAAUGUGGCCAUACUGUGAUCUCAUUCUUGGGACAGAUCCAGAUUACAAAAGCAAAAUUCUGGACCUUCUUUCUCUUCAGAGUUCUUCACUGGCCCAAGUAGAAUCUUACAGCAGAAACUUUAUGGAAUACUGCAGUAUGGUAGAUAAAGCAAAAUAUACAACUGACAAAAUAUCAGCACUAGAAAGAGAAAUGACUACAAAGGAGUUUCGAAAGAUUCUAGAAAACUAUACAGCUGAUGUAAUGGAGAUUGUAUGUAUGAUUAUUGGAAAACGCAUCUCCAUGUUUAGAGUCAACAGUUUGAACUUUCAGACAGACUGCCUGCCAUAUUUUGAGGGGCUGCUAAAUGCAAUUCAUUUACGUUUUUAUACAGCAAUUGAUACAAAGAAUGUACAUCUUGUCGAAGCCACCCAGUCAGCAGUAGCAAGGUUGAGCAAAGAACUAGUAACAGUGGAUGGAUUCGUUGAACAUUUGCUAUAUCUUCAGGAAAUUUCCUCACAACUACCAAAAAUACAGGUUGAAUAUCAGUAUCUUUCUGAGCUCUACUUCAUUGCAAAUGAUUAUAACAUCUUUCUUCCACUUCAGCAACUUGCUCUCUAUCAAACUGUUGUGCGUACACUCCAGAAUCUUCAAUCAACUAUCCUUAUCUGUGAAAAAAUGAAGGAUGAUUAUGUUCUAAAAUUUAAUGAAACCUUGGGAGAAUAUAUUGACAAUUUACAGGCUGAAAUGAAAGAAUAUAAAAACAAAGUGAGAAACCCUGUCCUUCUCCUUAGUGAAACUUUGCCUAAGACAGCUAAAGAGAUGAUUGAAAACCUUAUUGAAGAAGCAUCAGUUAUCAGUGAGAAAAUUUUAAAUUAUGCAAAUUACCAGAAUGUGCUUGACAGUUCUGUUAGUGACAUGAAAUCAUUGUCUGUGGAAAAGCUGUCACACAGAAGUCAGGCUGGAGAUUCUCAGAGGGUGAAUGCUGAACUCUCGGAAAUUGAAAGUGAACUAGUGUUGCGCAAAUUGUUAUGGGAUUCUCAUGAAGAAUGGACAAAACUUGUCUUUAAGUGGAAACACACCAUCUUUUGGAAUCUUGAUGUAGAUAUAAUUCAAAGAGAUGUUAACAGAUUCAUACAGAUAAUUCAUAUCCUUGAAAAAGGCUUGCCGGAAAAUACUAUUUUACCAGCUAUGAAGAAAUCAUUGAUGAAUUUUAAGGAAUCCUUGCCUAUAAUCAUAUCUUUAAGGAAUCCUAGUCUUCAACGAAGGCAUUGGGAAACAAUACAGAAUAUUGUUGGACAGUCAGUUUCUUGGGAUAAAAGACUUACUCUGGAGAAAAUACUGGAACUCAAUCUAUUUCAGCACAGAAAAGAUAUUAAUGAAAUAUCCAUAAGAGCUACCAGAGAAGCAACUCUUGAAGUAAUGUUGAAAAAAAUCAUUGGCCUUUGGCAUAAAACUGAUUUUCAUUUAUGUCCCUAUCACACUGAAGCAUCUAGUACUUGUAUUAUUUCAUCUGUGGAAGACAUAAUUACUCUGUUAGAAGAGUCUCUGAUGACAAUUUCAAGCAUUAAAAGUUCUUGUUUUGUUGAACCAAUUAAGAAUCUUGUUCAUGCUUGGGAUCAUAAGAUAAACCUCAUUUCUUGUACUGUGGAGGAAUGGUUAACUUGUCAGAGGCACUGGAUUUAUCUUGAGCCAAUCUUUCAUGCUCCAGAAAUAAAAAGACAACUUCCAGAAGAAGCCAAUCUCUUCUCUGUAGUUGAUAACAAAUGGAAAGAAAUCAUGAAAUUUGUAGCAGAGACUCCAAAUGCUCUUAAGGCAACUACAACUAGUGGAAUUUUUGAAAUACUGCAGAGCAACAAUGUAUCACUGGAAAAAAUACAGAAAGCUCUUGAGGAAUAUCUUGAAGUUAAACGUAUGAUUUUCCCAAGAUUUUAUUUUCUCAGCAAUGCAGAACUCCUUGACAUAAUAGCUGAAAGUAACAGUCCUGAUGCUGUGCAGCCUCAUCUUAUCAAGUGUUUUUCAAAUGUGAGGAAGUUAUAUAUACGGCCGCAACAACAGAGACCUCCAGUGGUUUUAAUGAUUAGAUCUGCUGAAGGAGAGAUUCUUCUAGUACCAAAGGGUAUUCGUAUUAGAGGUCCCGUCGAACAGUGGCUUAGAAAUGUUGAAAGUACCAUUUACAGUAUAAUAAGAAAGUUUAUAGAAGUUGGAAUUACAGAGUGGAAUCAAAUGGAAUUUAAAGAAUGGUUUUUUACCCACCCAGGACAGGUGAUAUUAGUUGUGAGUCACAUAAAGUUUACUCAGGAAUGUGAAGCAGCCCUAUUAAGUUCUAAUUCAAAAAAGGAGAUGAUAGAAGACCGGGAUGAUCUGAUCAACGUUCUAGAGCAACUUACAGAGAUAGCAUCAGAUGUUCUUCCCUACCACAAGCAAAACACAUUAGAAGCUUUGGCUUCUUUGUGCAUCCAUAACAGAGAUAUACUAUCUUCACUGAUAGAUCAAGAGCUUAAUGACAUUAAAGAUUUUGAAUGGACUAGGCAAUUGCGUUACAAAUGGCAUGAACACAACGUGUGCACAGUUAUUCAAGGUUAUGCUUCCUUUGAAUAUGGUUAUGAAUAUUUAGGCUGCUCUCCACGAUUGGUUAUCACUCCUCUUACUGAUCGAUGUUGGUUAACCAUUACUGGAGCUCUACAAUUAAAUCUAGGAUGCUGUCUUGCUGGCCCAGCUGGUACAGGAAAAUCAGAGACAGUCAAAGAUCUGUCAAAAGCUUUGGGAAAAUUUGCCCUUUCAUACAAUUGUUCUGAAGGUUUGGAUGAUAAGGUGAUGGGAAAGUUGUUUUUUGGGCUUGUUCAAUCUGGAGCAUGGUGUUGUUUUGAUGAAUUCAAUCGGAUUGAUAUAGAAGUCCUCUCUGCAAUUGCUUCACAUAUUCAGACAAUCAAGGCAGCUAAAGAUAGCCUCAGUGUCAGAUUUAUACUGGAAGGAAAAGAAAUCCGCCUGAAACCAAACUGUGCAAUUUUUAUUACCAUGAAUCCUAGAUACAAAGGUGUCGUAGAACUUCCAGACAACUUAAAAUCAUUAUUUCGUCCUAUGUCAAUGGUGGUACCAGAUUAUGAACUCAUUGCUGAAAUAAUGUUGUUUUCAGAAGGUUUCAAAUUGGCAAAAUUACUCUCAGGGAAGAUAGUAAAUCUUUACCAACUUUCUAGCAAAAGACUGUCACAGCAGGAUCAUUAUGAUUUUGGCAUGAGAGCUAUAAAAACUGUGUUAAUAAGAGUUGGUCAAAAGCGCCAAGAAUUGAAAAUACAUUUCAAUUCCAUGGGAGCCAUGGUUUUCUUUUAUAAUUGAUACAGUAAUAAAAAGAAAAAGUUUUCUGCAAAGGAAGAAACUGUACUCACAAUUGGUAUACUGAAAGAAGUUAAUUUACCAAAGUUAAUUGCUGAGGAUGUUCCAAUAUUUGAAGAUAUUAUCACAGAUCUCUUUACAGGAAUGGAAGUUCCAAAAGUAAACCCUAAACGAUUAGAGAAUGCAAUAUCUCUUGCAGUACAGCAUUUAUCUUUGCAGCCUUGGGAAAAUCAGAUACAGAAAGUUAUACAACUAUACAACCAAAUUAUGGCUCGUGUUGGUGUGAUGCUUGUAGGCCCCACAGGUGGAGGAAAGACUACCAUUAGAACAAUUUUAGAAAAAGCCUUGAUAAUCCUUCCAUUAGUUGAUAUGGAAACCACUACAAAACUUGAUAUCUUUCAGAAUACUUCAAAGAGAAGCAAAGUAGAUACUUUUGAAAUAAACCCAAAGUCUAUUACUGUUGGUGAACUCUUUGGACAGACAAAUCCUAGUACAAUGGAAUGGUCAGAUGGACUAUUAUCAUCAGCUGUUCGAGGAUUUGCUAAACUUGGAGCCAAAAAAUCUAAAAAAAAAGAUCCAAGCAUUGGUAUAAAUUCAGAAAUGCAGGACCUAUAUACACUGAAUACAGUGACUAUAACUGAUGCAGUUGUAACUGAUGAAAUCGUACAAUCAUCAGAGAAUAUUCAAUAUGAAACUAUUCUUGACUGGCAGUGGAUUAUCCUGGAUGGCCCAGUAGAUCCAGUUUGGAUAGAAAACUUAAAUUCUGUGCUAGAUGACAGCAGAACAUUAUGCCUUGCUAACAGUGAAAGAAUUUAUCUAUCAUCAGGUAUCAGAAUGAUAUUUGAAGUGGACAGCCUUUCUCAAGCCAACCCAGCCACAAUUAGUAGAUGUGCCAUGGUUUAUGUGGACCCUGCUGAUCUGGGAUGGGAACCUUAUGUCAAGACAUGGCUGGAAGGCAUUUCUAAAACAAUACCAGAAAAUAGUACUGAAUAUCUUGAAAGUUUGUUUCACUCAAGUAUAAAGAUAGGGUUAGCUUUUCUAAAUAAACAUAAGAAAAUGCAAGUAUUUCCUGUACAUCAGAUGGGGAUAGUAAUGAACAUUUGCAGAAUUAUUGGUUCAUUUAUUCAUGUAAUGAACCUAGGUCAAGGAUUACAAUACAGUAAGAAAAGACGACAAAGCAGCGUGGUGAGUUUCUCAACAGUAACCCAGAGUGAUUCUCAACAUAGUUUCAGUUCAUUCAGUGGAAAGGCCCCAUCAAUAAUGAAGAAAAGAGGUGAUGAGAAAUGGUUUUGGGAAAAGGAACCUAAUAAAAUGCUUGUGUUAUUGGGGAAAAUUUUCAUAUUUGCAUUUACUUGGGCUAUUGGAGGAAUUUUAAAACGAGAGGAAGAACAUGAAGGUGAAACUCUCAUUGGUAUAAACACUAGCCAAGAUGAACUUGCACAUGUAACACGUAACUUCAAUUACCUUGUUCGUGAUUUAUUUGAAAGAAAAUCACCUGCUAAUAUUCAGAUUCCAUCUGGAGAUAAAACUGUUUUUGAUUAUUUUGUGGAUUUACAAACAGGAGAAUUUGAGCCAUGGGGAUGUUUAGUUCCUAGCACACAAUUUCUUAUCCAGAAGGAGACAUCAGAUCUUUCAGAUUCGGAUAACAGCAUGUCAGAAAACCAAGAAAAGAAAACAGAAGCUUCUGCAUUUAUUCCCAAUAUUGAUACAAUUCGCCACAGCUUCCUAGCAAGUCUUCUUUUAUUGACAAAACAACCAGUACUGAUUAUAGGGGACCCUGGCAGUGGGAAGACCACUAUGAUAAAUAAUAUGCUUGGAAGACUUCAAAAAGAUGGAUUAAAUAUAAGGAAGAAAACAUUAUUAGGAGAGGUCUUUUAUUACAACCAAUAUAAAACAACAAGCUUGAUGAAGAACUACAGUAUGUUGAAAUCGGAUAUGUUUCGUGGAUCUUGGAGAAUAAAACAUUCUUCAACCAAAGAAUUGUCUCUCAGCUCAACAAGAGAGGACAGUGAUCUCGAAGAACCAUCUUCAGAACAUACAACAAGUCCUAUAAUUUCUAAAUUACAAUUAGGUGCCCAUACAACUGCAGCCCAAACAAAGGCUUUGAUCAUUGAGAAAUUAAUACUGAAGAGUAAAGAUAUUAUGGGUGCUCCACAAUCUAAGCAAGCACUACUGUUUAUUGAUGAUCUGAACAUGCCAAUUGCAGAAGAAUAUGGAUCCAAGCCACCAUUAGAACUCAUCCGUCAGUUUGUUGGGCUGGGAGGAUUUUAUGACACUAAACAUCUUGAAUGGAAGCAUGUUGAGGACAUUGCCUUCAUUGCAUGCUGUACACCUCUAAGUGUAGGAAGUAAUGAAAUUAGUGCUCGUCUUCUGUCCCAUUUUUGCAUCUUAGUUUUGCCUGCAACUUCCUUACAGUCUUUGCAACGUAUUUUCCAGGUACGUCUGGGAACAUACUUUUACAUCAACAGGUUCUUGGUUGAAGUUCAGAAGUGUACAGAUAAUUUAACAUGUUGCUCUAUUGCGCUAUACUAUAGAAUGCUUAAUAAAAUGCUUCCAACGCCUGCUAAAUGCCAUUACACAUUUAACCUACGAGAUCUUUUUAAGGUACUUGAAGGAUUACUUCAAGCACACAAGUCAAUCAUUGUCUCAAAAGGAACAGCAGCAUUGCUUUUUAUUCAUGAAUCUACCCGAGUUUUUCAUGACCGUCUGGUUGAUAAUGCAGAAAAAGAGAUGUUUUAUCAGUUUCUUUCAGAUGAGCUCAACAAUUAUUUUAAAAUUUCAUGGACAAAGGAGAAAUUGAUGGAGGAGUCUCCUAUAUUUGUAGAUUUUCUAGAUUCCACCACACCUGUGGAGAAGAGAAUAUAUAGAAAUGUCACUAGCCAGAAGCAUCUUCUUUUGACACUAGAAGAAUAUUAUAUGAGAACGCAAAUGAAAGAGUCAGAGAGCAUCAUAGUAUUUUUCAAAGACGCAAUACAGCAUGUAACUAGAGCUGCAAGGGUUUUUCGACAACAAGGUGGUCACAUGACACUGAUUGGAUUGGAUGGCAACGGAAAAGCAACCUGCGCAUCCUUAGCCUGUUAUGUAUCUGAAUGCAGUAUCUAUAGGUUAUCUACUUCCUAUAGUUACAGCUAUGCAAAUUUCAAAGAGGAGAUUAAAAAAGCCUAUAAACACGCAGGAGCAGAAGGCAAGAGGACUGUUCUUCUCAUUACAGACUCAGACAUAAUUCAAGAGUCAUUUUUGGAAGACCUAAGUUAUAUUCUGAAAUCAGGACAAGUGCCCAAUCUAUUUGAGAAGGAUGAGUUGGAUAAUGUUAUUGAAUCACUUACAUCAGUUGCUGAAAUGGCUAAUCAGUCCAACAAAAUAGAUGAUAUCCAUUCUUUCUUCUUACAGAGAGUACAUCACAACCUUCAUAUAGUUUUGACAAUAAGUCCUACAGGACUGGUUUUCCGUCAACAUUGUAGGACAUAUCCUGCCAUUGUGAAUUGCUGCACAGUAGACUGGUAUGAAGAUUGGCCUGAAGAGGCCCUUUGCCAUGUAGCAAAAAGUUUCUUUAGCCAGAAUGAGACAUUUAGGAAUGAGAAUAUAAGAGAUGUUCUUAUCCAUAUGACUGUUAGUAUUCACAAGAAUGUAUCUAUGAUCAUUGAAAAGUACUUGAAGGAAACUAAAAGGCACUAUUACAUCACUCCCAAAAGUUACUUGCAAUUUAUAAAUGCUUUUUCUACAAUAUUGCAGACCACAAAAGAGAAAACUCUGAGUGAAAGAGCUUGCUAUCAUUCUGGUCUGACAAAAAUCUUGGAUGCAACUUCACAGAUUACAGAUAUGCAAAAUGAGUUACUUGUCCUUGGACCUCAAAUAGAGUCAAAAUCAAAGGAAAUAGAAGAACUUGUAGCUAAACUUCACAAAGAUGCUUUAGUAGUAGAGCAAGUUCGAACAAUUGUUAAACAGGAUGAAGAAACUAUGGCUGUAGAAACCAAAAUUGUGGAAGAGUAUGCUAAGAAAGCAACAGAAGAACUCAGUGUUGUAUUACCAUCUUUGGAGAAAGCCCUUAGUGCUCUUGAUGCACUUGACAAAAAUCACAUUGCAGAAAUUAAAGUCUAUACUCAUCCUCCUCCACUUGUAUUAACUGUUAUGAAUGCAGUUUGUGUGCUUCUUCAAAAGAAACCAAAUUGGACAACAGCAAAAUUGCUACUUUCAGAUCCAGGGUUUCUUAAAAAAUUGAUUACUCUUGACAAAGAUAAUUUACCAGAAAAGGUUUUUCUGCAGUUGAAAAAAUAUGUGAGGUCACCUGAUUUCAGCCCAGUGAAAGUGGGACUUGUGUCUACUGCCUGUUGCUCUAUAUGUCAGUGGAUUAUAGCUUUGGAUCACUAUCACAUUGUUAAAAAGUUUGUAGAACCCAAACAAGCAAAGGUAGCAGAAGCAGAGGAAUUACUGAAUCGUGCACUUAAUAAAUUAGCUGAAAAACAAAGAAGUUUAGCCCUGAUUGAACAACAUCAGCAAAAUUUAGAAGCAUUGUAUGAUGAAAGUAUUGCCGAACAGGAAAAACUAGCAGCUCGAAAAAAUCGAACAGCUCGCCGUUUAAACAGUGCAUCUAUAUUAAACAUAGCUCUUAAGGAUGAAAUGGAACGCUGGAAAGAAUCUGUUAAUAAUCUUGAUCAAAGAUUGCAAGGAAUUAUAGGUGAUGCGCUUAUAUCAGCAGCUAGUAUUAUCUAUAGUGGAAUGUUAUCAGCGGGGUAUCGUCAACAGCUGGUCAAUGACAGUUUGAAAUUCUGCAAUGAGAAUAAUAUUCUAGUGUCUCCAAAUUACUCAUUGGUAAACUGCAUGACAGAAAAGAAUGAGGUCCGCAGAUGGCAUAAUGCAGGAUUGCCACUUGAUCAAUACUCCACAGAAAAUGCAAUACUUGUUAAACAUGGACAACGGUGGCCUUUACUAAUUGAUCCAGAAAGGCAAGCUUACAAAUGGAUAUGUCAAAUGGAAGGUGGCAAGCUACGACAAAUCCACAUUACAGAUGCCAAUUAUUUAAAAGAACUUGAAUAUUCUCUGCAAUUUGGUGAAUCAGUCCUAUUGCAGGAUUUUCCUGAAACAUUGGAUUCAAAUAUAAAACCAAUCUUAAAGAAGGAGAUCUACAAAAAAGGAGGGCAAGAAUUCAUUAGAAUGGGAGAUUCUGAAAUUCAGUACAAUUCAGAUUUUCGAUUAUACCUGACAACGCAGAAAGCCAAUCCUCAUUUUCUGCCAGCAACAUGCAAUAUUGUUACAAUGAUAAACUUUAUUUUGACAUUCCAUGGUUUGCAAGAUCAGCUUUUAUCUGCCGUUGUAAAUAAGGAAAAACCUGAGCUUGAAGAACAGCACUGCAAGUUGAUAGAAAGCUUAUCAAUUGAUCUGGUAGCACUACGUGAAUAUGAACAAAGAUCACUUAAACUUUUGCAAAAAACAAAUGGGCACAUUUUAGAUGACCAAGAGCUCAUUGACAAUUUGCAGCAAACAAAAAUUACCUCAUCGGAGAUUUUUCAGCGUGUUGCAGAUUCAGCAGCAACAGAAGUCGCCAUCGAGAGACUGCGUGAAGCCUACCUUCCUAUAGCAACUCGUGGUGCUGUGCUCUACUUUGUAAUAUCAGACCUUGUACACAUCAACCGUGUGUAUCAGUUUUCACUGAACUGGUUUCAAAAGGUCUUUGUAGACUCCAUGGAUAAUGUAAAGAGAAGUGGCAUUUCUCUCAGUGACUCUAUUUCUAGACCUAAAACAAGUCCAGUUAGGGAGCAAGGUGGAGAAACGUCAUCAGAAAGUGACAGCGAUAUAGAUCACUUCAAAAUAUAUAUUAAUGAUAUCAUUGAGAUACUAACCAAUCGUGUCUACAAGGUACUUAAAUAUUAUAGUAAUAGCAAAUGUUAAUGGAUUAUAUAUAUUUUUAUUUUGCAGACAGUUUCUUCAGCUCUGUUCAGUAAAAAUAAGCUAUGCUUCGCUUUUCUACUGUGCAUAGCAAUCAUGAAAAAUAAUUGUGGUGAAAAUUUAUUUGCUAAUAAGCUUGGAUUUAUAUCAGAGAAUCAGUGGAAUUUCUUCCUGUACUCUAGCAAGAUAGCGAAUAUUAUCCAGUCAUCAAUCUUUGAUUAUACUGGUUCGGGUGUAUUUGAGAAAACUCCUCCAUUCCACUGGAUAAGUGAAAUGAUGUGGAAAGAAUGCCAGUACAUGAGUACUCACAUGCCAGCAUUCCGCCUAUUGUGCAAUUCUCUGUCUACAUAUUCUCAACAGUGGAAAGCUUUUCUAGAUAGUGAGAAUGUAUAUAAUUUAAUUAGUACAGGUUAUAGACCAUUAUCAGCAAAGCAAGACUCACAAUCACACGUAGCAAGAGGAAGUGAAGAUAAGGAGAGUAUACCUUUAAUUUUUCCUUGGGAGAAGCUCUCUCCAUUUGAAAGACUUACCUUGAUAAAAGUUCUUCGUUCAGAAAUGUUAAUCCGUGCAGUACGAGGCUUUGUAACUGAGAUGUUAGGAGCUAAGUAUCUUCAGACUGGAGGAAUUAAUUUAAAAAGAAUGUAUGAAGAAUCUGAUUCUACAACUCCACUAAUUCUCAUCCAUACUCAUGGGGUAGACAUUGCAGCAGUUGUCUUACGCUUUGCCCAGGAAAUAAAAGGAAGUGCUCAACAUGUGGCAAUGAUAUCUCUGGGACAUGGCCAAGGCAGCAAAGCUGAAGAAUUGAUAUAUAAAGCACAAAUACUGAGUGAACAGUGGGCAUUCCUUCAGAAUUGUCAUCUUGCAACUUCAUUUAUGCCCAGAUUGUGCAAAAUUGUUCAUUCCUUUAUCCUACCUGACACAAAUAUAAACCCAGGGUUUAGACUAUGGUUAAGUUCAACACCAGAUACUUCUUUACCCAUACCUAUCUUGAGAAGAGGGCUAAAGGUAGUAAUAGAGACUCCACAAGGACUAAAAGGAAUAUUACUUCAAACUUUUGGAUUAGGUGACACUGGUGUAGUAACAGAAGCUAUAUUUAAUAAGACCAAGUGCGGGCCAUCAUGGAAAACACUGUUAUUUAGCCUAUGUUUCUUCAAUGCUGUCAUUCAUGAACGAAAGAAAUAUGGAGUUUUGGGCUGGAACAUUCCAUAUGAAUUUAAUUCUUCAGAUCUAGAGAUUUCUAUAAAAAUGUUGGAAAUACUUCUUGAGAAGCACCAAAAGAUUCCUUGGUCAGCACUGCAUUAUUUGACUGGAGAAGUAACAUAUGGAGGCCAUGUAACAGAUAACUGGGAUCAUCGAUGCUUGCUUAGCAUUUUGGAUAAUUUUUAUAAUCCUUCUGUAUUGCAAGAAGGUUUUGUUUAUACUGCUGAUGGGGUGUAUCAACCAAUAUCUGGAUUAGAUAGUUUAAAAGACUGUAGAGCCUAUCUACGAUCUCUUCCAGAAGUGGAUUCUCCAGAACUUUUUGGAAUGCAUCAUUGUGCUGAAAGAGUAUACUUAAAAGCUCAGGCGCAAUUAUUUAUUGAUUCCAUCAUCAGUACCCAGCCAGCGUACAGCACAGACACUAUCAGAAGUAGAAAGGACCAGGAUGAAAUAGUACUGGAAAUAGUAUCUGAGAUUUUAAUAAGGCUACCAUUGACUGUAGAGAAUAUGGAAAAGGCAUCUGCAAAUGAAUAUGAGUCUACAAAAAAUGUGACACUUAGAAGCUUCAUGUCUGGACCAGUUUGGGCUGCACUUGUGAAAGCUACAGAAGGUUUUUAUUCUUUAACCAGUUCACCUUUGCUAGCUGUCUUGCGCCAGGAGAUUGACCACUAUAAUAAUUUACUGUACAUAAUAAUUCAGUCAUUACAUGAACUUCAACAAGGAAUCAAAGGAGAGAUUAUCUUCACUACAAGAUUAGAGGAGUUUUAUAAUUCAGUAUUGAAAGGCAAAGUAGCUGAUCUGUGGGAGAAACAUUCUUUUAAGACAAAUAAAACUUUAGGAUCCUGGAUUGAUGAACUCAAUAUACAAGUGAAUUUCUUUGCCAUGUGGGCUGAUCGAAUUAUCACCUUUAUGCAGUCAAGGUUUAAUGAUUUAGUGGUACUUCAGAGGCAAAGCAAAAUACCAUUUCAGCUUAGUGAAAAUCCUGACUUUCAUGGCAGUUAUCAGGGACAUCCUAGUUGCUUUUGGCUUCCAGGUUUCUUUUUUCCACAAGGAUUUCUUACUGCUAUAUAUCAGAAUUAUGCUCGGCUGAAUAAAAUACCAGUGGAUUCACUUACUUUUACCCAUAAAGUGCUUCCAUUAAGUCAAGAUAAAGAUUUAAGCUGCAGUAGAGAGGAAAGCAUAUUAAACAAAGCUUUUAUGGAAUGUUCUCAGUAUGGAACUGGAAUUACAGUUUGUGGCUUAUACAUAGAUGGAGCAUGCUGGAAUCCCAGUACACAGGCAUUGGAUGAACCUGAACUUCACAGAAGAUUUUAUUCACUACCAGACAUCCAAUUUUUACCACAAAAGAUUACCUUUUGCUCAAGACACUCUUGUGAAGAAGAAUGCCUGCUCUUAUAUGAAUGUCCAUUAUACAGGACACCUCAAAGAUCAGGAACACUAUCUUCUACAGGUGAAUCUACAAAUUUUAUAACUGUAGUUAAUCUGCCAAGUCUGAUGGCUCCCAGCCACUGGGCUAUGAGAGGAGUUGCACUGUUAUGUGAACUGGAUGAUUACAAAAUAUAAAAUAUUAUCAUCCCUUAUUUGAAAUGAAUACUUCACUAUGUUUCAGUGUAAGAUCAGACACAACCUAGUUUUGUUUAAUGUUUUAGAAUAAACUUGUUUC